Messenger RNA from Necator americanus (New World hookworm), 738 nucleotides. RefSeq lists its product as uncharacterized. Lineage: Eukaryota; Metazoa; Nematoda; Chromadorea; Rhabditida; Ancylostomatidae. Bases 1 to 738 code for a protein of 245 amino acids. The record is from RefSeq and is a predicted model, not a curated record. The transcript has a single exon.
AUGAGGACUCUUAAGCUUCAGCUCGACUACGUUCUGACGAGGAACAUUCCUCAGUCAGAUAUCCGAAAAUCUAGAGCUGUUUGGGACGUCGCGUUCGACUCUGACCACCGUCCAGUUCUUCUCAGCUUCAAGAUACGGUUCCACAAGAGAAACCUAGGAGUUCCUCUUCAACCGAAAAUCGACAUGGCAGGUCUGAAAGACGAUGAAUGCAGAAGAAAAUUCCGCCAACGUGUAUCUAUUCAUGUUGUAGUACGGACCAGGAAGAAGCUUAGCGAUGCGGAUUCCUUCACAGAGUGCAUCCAGGACGCUGCAAAGGAAACGCUCCCAGUUCUAUUGCCGAGGAAGAAGUUUGCCUUUGCAUCUGCGGAAACAAAAUCCACAUACAAUUCUGUAUAUGUCGCGCGCAGCGCUGGUGACUUCAACCAGGAAAAGCGUCUUAGAAGGAAGCUGCGUCGUCAACUGCAACAAGACCGCGACAGGUUAUGGGCUUUGGCGAUUUGCGACGGACGACGGCUCCUUUUUGCAAUGGAUCUGCGGAGACAAGAUCCACGUACAAUUCUGUGCGUGUCAAGUUAUGAUUCAACCAGGAAAAGCGUCUUAGAAGGAAGCUGCGUCGUCAACUGCAACAAGACCGCGGUAACGAGUGGACGUCAAGAGCAAUGGAGUUUGAGAAGGCGUGGGAGGACAGGAACCCGCGGAAAGCCUAUGCUCUACCAAAACAGUAUAGCGACAAAAUGA